GAUACAUAUAUACACCUAAAAAGUAUAUGCUUUUGAUUAGCAGAAAGUGUAAGCAUUUUAUGCUGAGAUUUAAAGUAGACUUGAAUCGCCAUUCUUCGCGUAAUAAACCCUAGAAUUUCUGUGUCUAUCUCAUUGCUUGUUGCUGUUAAAAUGGAUGAUAAUUUGCAGGAACAGAACAAGCUUCCUGAGCUCAAACUCGAUGCUAAGCAAGCGCAAGGGUUCCUCUCAUUCUUCAAAACCCUACCCCGUGACCCUAGGGCUGUUCGAUUCUUUGAUCGCCGGGAUUAUUACACCGCUCAUAGUGAGAAUGCAACUUUCAUUGCAAAGACAUAUUACCAUACUACUACUGCUUUACGACAGCUGGGUACUGGGUCUGAUGCUAUUUCUAGUGUUAGCAUAAGUAAAAACAUGUUUGAGACCAUUGCCCGUGAUCUUCUCUUGGAGAGAACAGACCAUACUCUUGAGCUGUAUGAAGGGAGUGGAUCGAAUUGGAGACUAGUGAAAAGUGGAAGCCCUGGAAAUCUAGGCAGUUUUGAAGAAAUUUUGUUUGCCAACAAUGACAUGCAAGAUUCUCCUGUGAUUGUUUCCCUCACUCCAAAUUUUCGUGAAAAUGGGUGCACUAUUGGGAUGGGCUAUGUUGAUCUUACAAAGAGAGUGCUUGGAUUGGCUGAAUUUCUUGAUGACAGCCACUUUACAAAUGUGGAGUCUGCUUUAAUUGCUCUUGGUUGCAAGGAAUGCCUUUUGCCUGUGGACAGUGCUAAAUCCUCAGAAUGUAAACCUUUACACGAUGCAUUGUCAAGAUGUGGCAUGAUGGUAACAGAGAGAAAGAAAACUGAGUUUAAAGGAAGGGAUUUGGUGCAGGAUCUUGGUAGGCUUGUCAAAGGUUCUAUAGAACCAGUUAGAGAUUUUGUAUCUGGGUUUGAAUUUGCUCCUGGGGCAUUGGGUUCAUUGCUAUCUUAUGCAGAACUACUUGCUGAUGAGAGCAAUUAUGGAAGUUAUAGUAUUCGACAGUACAAUCUUGACAGCUACAUGAGAUUAGAUUCUGCUGCCAUGAGGGCUCUAAAUGUUAUGGAGAGCAAAACUGAUGCUAACAAAAAUUUUAGUUUGUUUGGACUCCUGAAUAGAACCUGUACUGCUGGGAUGGGUAAAAGAUUGCUGCACAUGUGGCUAAAACAGCCUUUAUUAGAUGUGAAUGAAAUCAACUCCAGGCUAGAUUUGGUACAAGCAUUUGUGGAGGAUACUGCUCUUCGCCAGGAUUUGAGGCAGCAUUUAAAAAGAAUUUCUGAUAUGGAGCGAUUGAUGCGCUAUCUUGAGAAGAGGAGAGCUGUCUUACAGCAUAUUGUAAAGCUUUAUCAGUCCAGCAUUAGACUUCCAUACAUUAAAAGUGCCUUGGAAAGGUAUGAUGGGCAAUUUUCAUCACUAAUUAAGCAAAGGUAUCUGGAUCCCUUGGAAUUUUUGACUGAUGAUGACCACUUGAAUAAGUUCAUUGGCCUUGUGGAAGCUUCUGUAGACCUUGAUCAACUUGAUAAUGGGGAAUACAUGAUUUCUUCCAGUUAUGACCCAAAAUUAUCUGAACUCAGGGAUGAGCAAGAAUCAUUGGAACAGAAAAUACACAAUUUGCAUAAACAAACUGCUAAUGACCUUGACUUGGCAGUAGAUAAGGCUCUAAAGUUAGACAAGGGCACACAAUUUGGACAUGUCUUUAGAAUUACAAAGAAGGAAGAGCCAAAAGUAAGGAAAAAGCUCAAUACCCAAUUCAUUGUUCUUGAAACUCGAAAGGAUGGGGUGAAGUUUACAAAUACAAGGCUUAAGAAGCUAGGGGAUCAGUACCAGAAGAUACUUGAUGAGUAUAAGAGUUGUCAAAAAGAGUUGGUUGCCCGAGUAGUUCAAACUGCUGCAACUUUCUCUGAGGUCUUUGAGUCAUUAGCUGUGUUGCUUUCUGAAUUGGAUGUCUUACUUAGUUUUGCUGAUCUGGCUGUUAGUUGCCCCACUCCCUACACACGACCGGACAUCACCACUUCAGAUGUGGGAGAUAUUGUAUUAGAAGGAAGUAGACAUCCUUGUGUCGAGGCACAAGAUUGGGUGAAUUUUAUACCAAAUGAUUGUAAACUAGUCAGGGGAAAAAGUUGGUUCCAGAUUAUCACAGGUCCUAACAUGGGUGGAAAAUCCACAUUUAUCAGACAGGUAUUAUGUUUCUCUUUUGCUGGAACUCUGCUUUCUCUAUCCAUCCCUCGCAAGUUAAAUAGUGGACUUUUCGUUUUUUUUGACUCUCAUUACGUGCUCUCGCUCUCUCUCAAACAGCUACGUGGGGUUUCUACCUUCAUGCAAGAAAUGCUGGAGACUGCUGCAAUUCUGAAAGGAGCUACUGACAAGUCACUAAUAAUCAUUGAUGAGUUGGGCCGGGGAACAUCAACAUAUGAUGGAUUCGGUUUGGCUUGGGCCAUCUGCGAGCACCUUGUUGAAGUCAUUAAAGCACCUACUUUGUUUGCAACCCAUUUUCAUGAACUCACUGCAUUAGCUCAUGAAAAUGCCGACCAUGAGACUUCAAAGAAAAUUGUUGGUGUGGCAAAUUAUCAUGUCAGUGCACACAUUGACUCAUCAAGUCACAAGCUGACUAUGCUUUACAAGGUUGAGCCAGGCGCUUGUGAUCAAAGUUUUGGUAUUCACGUUGCUGAAUUUGCGAACUUUCCUGAAAGUGUGGUCAGCCUUGCUAGAGAAAAGGCUGCAGAGUUGGAAGAUUUCUCACCUAUCACUAUCAUUGCAAAUGAUACUAAACAAGAUGUGGGAUCUAAACGGAAGAGAGAGUGUGACCCUGACGAUAUGUCUAGAGGUGCUGCCCGGGCUCGUCAAUUCUUGAAGGAAUUCUCUGAAUUGCCACUAGACAAGAUGAACGUGAAGGAGGCUUUGGAUCAAGUACAUAAAUUGAAGUACGACAUGGAGAAGGAUGCUGUGAACUCUCUCUGGCUUCAGCAAUUUCUCUAGUUUGUCCAAAAAAUGUUGUGUUUGUCCUAAAAAUGUGAGGCAAUGGUUACCUGCAAUCACGGGUCUGACUCUUGCUAAAUUUAUCCUCUUUUGCAUCUUCUGAGUGUAAGUCUUCAGUGCAACCGCGUGGGCCUUGGCUUUAGCUCAUCUGUUUCUUUCUUUGCAGAGAAUUGGUGAUCUUGGGAUGCUUUUUGGAUAGGUUAUCACUGAGUCUGAAAUGAGAAAGCCGAGGCAAUUUUCUCAGUCUUGCACAGUAAUGGGUGGUUUGUGUAUGUAUAGCUUCUUAAAUGUUAUGUCGUUUGUUAAUGGCUAAUGUGGUUUCUCACUGGUAUAAUAGUGAGUUUUUUGGUUUAAUGUCAAUGUGGUGAUAUUAUUUCCUUGAAAGAAGUUGUCUGACACUAAUGGGCUAGAGAAAUGAUAUUGUGAUCGAAGACUUGAGCAAUGCCAUCUUAUCAAAUGCCAUGGCAAUGACGUCCAAUUGAGGACCA
Messenger RNA from Camellia sinensis, 3470 nucleotides. Lineage: Eukaryota; Viridiplantae; Streptophyta; Magnoliopsida; Ericales; Theaceae. The record is from RefSeq and is a predicted model, not a curated record.